Molecule: messenger RNA, 1961 nt
Organism: Papilio machaon (common yellow swallowtail)
Lineage: Eukaryota; Metazoa; Arthropoda; Insecta; Lepidoptera; Papilionidae
Gene: GV1
Exons: 5
Coding region: 213-848 (211 amino acids)
Source: RefSeq, a predicted model, not a curated record
GACGUCGUGGAGGUGCACGCUGGCGGGACGGACAGUUGAUGCUCGCGCGCCGAGAGGACGACACAUCCGCCACUCGCCAUUCGCCACUCGCCUCUUUAUAAAACUAGUGAUCAAUAUAUUAGUGAUACGUUAACCAACCCUACGUGAUACCAGUACGUGGAUAAUACAAGGAACCAUAUCAGGACAAGCCUAAACAAAAGGCAACCACAACCAUGAAAUACUCUAUACGGUUGCAGUUGCUGACAUGUUUAGUAUACGUAAGCUGCGUGCAAGGCAUCAUGGUGAAGUACGGCACGAAAGGCGGUCCGAUAGAGCCCCCAACGCCAGAGCCGACGCCCGCCCCGCAGCCCUACAGAAUACCCGCGCCGGUCUGGGAGGAACGCAGUGAUGACUCUCCGGAUCCCAAUGCUACUUGGCGACCUCCAUUCUUCAGGCCACAGCCGAGAUACACUGAAGUUAUCUACAAGGUUCCUCCGCAGACUAUUAACAGUGCUCAGAGCUUUGUCAAUUCGUAUCUACCAAACCAACAUCUUAAAGCUGAAACUGUUAGGAAUUACUUCACACCGGCACAAAUACUUACUUCACAAAACUUACCCGGAGUUGGUAUCAGAUAUUUCAUACCCGCAUAUCAUCAUAACCAACAUGUUAAAACACAUAAGAAACAAGAUGAUGCGAAACAAAAUGAUAUUGAAACAAAUGAAAUCGAUGAUUCCUACGACGAUGACGCUCCUAGUGAUGUUCAAUGGAAGUUUGAAAAGAAUGCAGCGAAAAACAGUCAACAAACUAGCUCAGAAGGCACAGCACGACCCGUUUACCGCUGGCCGGUGUACGUACAACCAAGACAUUAAUGACCUUCAUAAAUUAAUUUAAUUAUUAUAAUUGUCAGUGGUCAAUUUACUAUGAAAUAUAAGGCUCUUCGUACACAAGGUAACGUAAAUCUUCGUAACCCGGUGAUUUUAGUCGUUAAGCGACAUAAGCAACUCAAUUUCAAAAGGGUCCGUACACAGGCACGCGACGCAUAUAUUUUGGUUUGUAUUCAGCAAAACCAGUCGCUUGCAACCUUUUUGUCAAAUUUCAGGAUAGACGAUCAAAUCUCAAAUCGAUAUUUUAUGAAUUCUUAUUAGCAGUGUAGUCUCUAUGCUCCUAAGUAGGGUUGGCAAUAGGCAGGCGGCUGGCUGUAAAAAUUAAAACUAAACUUUAAGGUUUAUAAAACCUUGUGUGCCGACCCAACGUGACUAGGAUAAGGCCAGGGAGAUGAUGAUGAUUGUAGUCGCUACGUCUAUCAAUAGACAACUUGCGUUUACGAUUCAACGUUGUGUGCAUGGAGCGCACUCUACGUGAUACUCGCGACCAAUACAAUGUUAGUUUCAAAGAUUUACGUUUCCUUGUGUUUGAAGGGAAUAAGGCCAUUUAACAUAAAUCUUCAAGAUGAAGACAGUAACAAAAUCCGCUAAGAUUAGGCAAAGUGUACGGUACAGAAUUAAUAUUGUGAUUUUAAUAUAUACGCGUAGAAUAAGUAAAAAGUGCCAGAAUUUUAAAAUACAUCCGAUGUCGUUUUUAAAGCACUUUGAAGCUAUUUUUUCAAGGAAAGAUUUUGUGUUAUUCAGUGUUUUACUUAAGUUCUAAAAUAGAUUGUUACGAUACAAAUUGUGACAUUAUUAGUGGUAUAUAUAUAAGCUAAAGAACGAUUCGCAUGAUUGAGUUUAAGUGAUUGGAGGGCUACGACGUGGAUAUUAAUUACAUACCCAGGCAAUCGCCGACUGACACAAGAUGACAUCUCGAGCAUGUCGGACACCUGCUACCGAUAGGUCUCGGUACUUAACAUCCCGUCACCUUGAUGCAAACACGACCUAUUGCCCAAUUAAGUAAUUUAUCAACCUAUAAAUAAAUUCAAAGCCAUUAAAUACGACUGUAAUAACAAACGAGCGACAAGAAAAUAACAAAUGAAAGUUAAUACGAGU